Mauremys reevesii (Reeves's turtle) is the source of this 609-nucleotide messenger RNA. It is a transcript of the gene C9H3orf80, whose product is annotated as chromosome 9 C3orf80 homolog. The coding region runs from base 1 to 609 and encodes 202 amino acids. NCBI's taxonomy places the organism in Eukaryota, Metazoa, Chordata, Testudines, Geoemydidae. The record is from RefSeq and is a predicted model, not a curated record. The transcript has a single exon.
AUGUUGCAGUGUCUCUCCGAGGGGCUGCUGGUGCUGGGGGCUGCUCUGCUCUGGCAGCCCUGCCAAGGCACCUGGAGCUGCGGGGAGCUGACCUGCGGCGAGCGGGAGAGCUGCUGUGACUACGGCAAUGUCACCUACACGGAGAUCAAGUGCUGCAAGCUGCCCUUUCACACCUUCCUGGACAACGUGGGCUGGUUCGUGCGCAAGCUCUCGGGGCUGCUCAUCCUGCUGGUGCUCUUCGCCAUCGGCUACUUUCUGCAGCGCAUCAUCUGCCCCAGCCCCCGCCGCUACAACCGGCCGCAGCGCCAGGACUCCCCCGGCUCCCCGCUCAACGUGACGGCGGCCACCUCGCAGGACUCGCUGCUGGACAGCAGCAGCGGCAGCAGCAGCCGCUACCCGGCCGAGCCGGAGCCGCCGCUGCUGCCGGUGGGCUCCGCGGUCUUCCUGCAGCUGCCCAGCUACGAAGAGGUGAAGUAUUUGCCCACCUACGAGGAGUCCAUGCGGCUGCAGCAGCAGAGCCCCAAAGAGAUCGUCCUGCCCGUGUCCAGCCUGGCCACGGCCGCAAGCAGGGAGCCGGAGAGGGCGGGAGGCAGAGCGCCCUGCCGCUGA